Pelagomonas calceolata is the source of this 3474-nucleotide messenger RNA. NCBI's taxonomy places the organism in Eukaryota, Pelagophyceae, Pelagomonadales, Pelagomonadaceae. The record is from the annotation of a GenBank genome assembly.
AUGUCCUACGAGAAGGGCGACCGCGACCGCGCGGACCCCUGCAAGAUCUACGUGGGCGGCAACCCCGAGAUGGAGGAGGACGAGCUGCGCGGCCUCUUCGCCAAGCACGGCACGGUCGAGAAGGUCUGGAUCGCGCGGAGCCCGCCCGGCUUCGCGUUCGUCUGGCUGACCGACGAGCGCGACGUGGCCGACGCGAUCAAGGCGCUCGACGGCGCCGAGCUCGGCCGCCACAAGGUCACGGUGGCCGUGGCCUCGGGCCCGCGCGAGCGCCGGCCGCCGCCGCGCGACCGCUACGACGACCGCUACGACCGCUACGACGACCGCCGCGACCGCUACGACGACCGGCGGCCGCCGCGCCGGCCCAAGGGCCCCGGCGGCUUCCGCGUCAAGAUCACGAACCUGGCGCCCGGCACGGACUGGCGCGACCUCAAGGACGCCUUCCGCCGGUCCGGCGACGUGCCGUACGCCGACGCGCGCGGCUCCGAGGGCAUCGUCGAGUUCAACUCCGAAGAGGAUCGCUUGCGCUGCCUGAAGGACUUUGACGGCACCGAGUUCCGCGGCCAGCGCAUCGGCGUCGAGAUGACGGAGGGCUCCACGGCGGAGUUCUUCGGUCGCACGCACGAAAAGUACCCGGACACGUACCCGCCGCCGCGGCGCCGCCACGAGAGCGACUACGACCGCCAGUACCGCCGCUCGCGCUCGCCGCCGCGCCGGGACGACUACGACCGCCGCGACCGCUCGCCGCCGCGCCGGGACCGCCGCUACGACGACUACGACGACCGCCGCCGCGACGACUACGACCGCCGGGACGACUACGACCGCCGCAGCCGCGGGGGCUACGGCUUCGACGACCGCCGCGCGCCGCGCGGCCGCUCGCGCUCGCCGCGCGACCGCUACGACGACCGCCGCUGAGCAUUUUAGUCACACCCGCCGGCCCGAGACGCGAGCGGCGGCUCCUGUCUUCUCUCUCUGGGGUGUAAGAAGGUCUAGUACUAUCCAAACCCGUGCGCUGCGCAUGCGCAGGCGCGGCUUCCAGGGCUCCCGCGCUUAGGAAAUGCUAGCGGCCUGUAAGACACUCUAGAGCAAGCAAGCUCGUUGUGGACAAACUGGGCAACCGAUCGAAAAAAUUGCCCAGAUCGAUCGAUAAACGCGCAAUUUAUGCUGGACUUUUAUCGCUCGUGAGCUCCUGGACUUUUUUUUUCCUCGCUGCCCAGAUUAGCAACUCACAAGUUCUGCAGCCUGCAGUGUCACAAGCUGGCGCACUACUCAACAAUCAACGCUGAGUCGGACGCUGCCGAGGCUGCAGCCGCGCGCGCGACGGCUGCACUGCUGCUCGCCGAGGCCAAAUGCGUCGGCGCGGUGCUCGCGCCGCCGGCGGUGACGGGGGCCGUCGUGGCAGCGCUGCGCGUGCGCGGCUGGCUGCGGCGUGGGCGCUCGGUCUGCUCGCACGGCGACGAUGAGAAAGCAGUGUUUCUGAACGCCGCGGGUGCAGCUGCACUCGCCCGCGCCGACGCCGCGGCGACGCUCGGCGUGGAGGGUAUCACCUUUGCACCAGGCUUACGUGUCGGCUCGCGCCCGUGCGGCGGCCCGCGCGGACAGCAAACUAACAGCGCGAUCUACUUGCUGCGAGCGACCGAGGCCAGCCGAACCAGGGCCGAGGGAAGUUUCCGCUUCGCCGAGCUCUUCGCGGGCCUCGGUGGCUUUCGCGUGGCCCUCGAGGCGCUCGGCGGCGAGGCUGCGUUCGCCUCAGAAAUCGACCCGCACGCGUGCUCCACCUACGCGGCGAACUUCGGCGACGUGCCGCACGGCGACAUCACGGAGAUCGACGCCGACGACGUGCCCGACCACGACGUCCUGACGGCAGGGUUUCCCUGCCAGCGGUUCUCCGUCGCGGGCGACGGCGCGGGCUUCAGCGAGGACCGUUUGUUCUUCGAGGUGAUACGGAUCCUGGAAGCGAAGCAGCCCCGCCUCGCAAUUCUGGAAAACGUCGAGGGCCUGGACGGGUUCGCGCGCCGCGUCGUCGUCGAAGCGUUGGCGCUGGUCGGUUACCGUGCGGAGCACCGCGUCGUCGACGCGCUCGCGCUGUUGCCGCAGCGGCGGGCGCGGCUCUACGUCGUGGCGCGGAGGCGCGACGUUGCGGUGGCGCCGUUUGUCUGGCCGCGCUGCCUCGCGACGCGCGACCGCUGCGCGUCCCCGGACGCCGCGUUCGGCAGGAGAUGUUUGUGCCGACGGGUUAGUAGGAUAGUGGGGGGCAGCUGCGCCGUCCGCGACGUCCUCGAGGCGGCGGCGCCAGCCGACGCGUAUCUGACGGCGGCGCAGGCCUCGGUGGUGGCGUCGACGGGAGCCGAUGCGGCGACGCGGCGGCUCGCGUGGCUCGACGGCGCCGCACGCACGCUGAUGUCGAACUACCGCCAGGGCUUCAAGUUCCAUUCGGAAUUUGUGCCCGGCGAACCGCCGCGCUUCUACACGCGGCGCGAGGCUGCUCGAAUCAUGGGCUUCCCGGACGCGUUCGACGUCGACAGCGCGGGAACCGUCGACAAUUCGGGCGCGAACCGCGCCUAUCAUCAGAUAGGAAACGCGUGCUGCCCGCCGGUCGUGUGCGCGCUCGCGGCGCCGGCGCUGACGGCCGUCGGUCUCCGUAGUAGUGCAUCGUGCGACGACCCGGCGCCCGAGGUUUUGGAGCUGCUCGGCGCGUCUGCCAUCGUCCACGAUUCGCCGCGGCCGGCGUGCGCGCCGCGGCCCGCUGGGUUUCGUACGCGACCCCUCGUCGUUGUCGUCCACGCGUUCGGCGGUCACCCCGAGAAGUUUUGGUACCCCGAGCUGGCCGCAACGCUUGCCGACGACGCCUGCGUCGAGGUUCUGCGCAUGACGGACCCGGCCACGCCGCGCAUCGACGCGUGGGUCGGGGAUCUCGAACGGCGCAUGGACGAGGCGGCGGCGGCAAACCGGGCCGUGUACUUUGUGGGCCACUCCGUCGGCUGCCAGGCGAUCGUGCGGUACCUAGCUACGCCUGCGGCGGCGUCUCUGCUGGCGGGGCAAAGCCUGCGGCUCGGAGGCGUCCUCUGCGUGGCGGCCUGGUUCUCCGUGGUCGAUCCGUGGGCGACGAUUGAGCCGUGGUGCGCGACGCCGAUCGACACGGGCGCCGCGCGACGCCUCAUCGAGGGCCAGGGCGCGUCGCUGGUCGUUCUGCUGUCCGACGACGACAAGUAUACCCCGGACCAUGCUUCAAACUCCAAACUAUGGCAGGAUCGGCUAGGAGCGACGACACGGACGCUGCCCGGUGCCGGGCACUUUGGCCGGCCUCGCCAGCCGCAGAUCGUGGCCGCGGUCCGAGAUAUGUUAAAGUGAUGUUUGUACCACAUACCUUAGUCACAGAACCCUCUAACACCGGCGACGCGUCUUGUCUCGGGCCGCGCCCGAUCCCAGAAGGGAUCGGGCGCGCGCCGUCAUGUGCGCGCGCACGCGAUGCGGGGC